AUGAACGGGACCCUGAUCCCCCACACCCCCAUCGCCGUGGACUUCUGGAGCCUGCGGCGGGCCGGCCACGCCCGCCUCUUCUUCCUGUCGCACCUGCACUCCGACCACACCGUGGGCCUGUCCAGCACCUGGACCCGGCCCCUCUACUGCUCCCCCCUUACUGGCCGCCUCCUGCACCACAGCCUGCAGGUGGCGGAACGGUGGAUUCGGCCCCUUGAAGUUGGGGAGAGCCACGUGCUGCCGCUGGAUGAGGUGGGGCAGGAAACCAUGACCGUGACCCUCAUCGAUGCCAACCACUGUCCUGGCUCUGUCAUGUUCCUCUUUGAGGGAUACUUUGGAACCAUCCUCUACACAGGUGACUUCCGCUACGCCCCGGCCAUGCUACGGGAGCCUGUCCUUAGCCACGGGAAGCAGAUUCACACCCUGUACCUCGACAACACCAACUGCAACCCGGCACAACCCCUACCCUCCCGGGAGGAAGCCACCCGCCAGAUCGCCGCACUUAUCCGACGACACCCGCAACACGACGUCAAGAUAGGUCUCUACAGCCUGGGGAAAGAGACCCUCCUGGAAGAGCUGGCGCUGGAGUUCGGCACGUGGGUGGUCCUGAGUCCUCAGCGACUGGAGCUGGUGCGGCUGCUGGGCCUGGCGGACGUGUUCACGGUGGAGGAGGGGGCGGGCCGGAUCCACGCCGUCAACCACGCUGAGAUCUGCCGGGCCACCAUGUUGCGUUGGAACAGCGACCGCCCGACCAUCGCCAUCCUGCCGACCAGUCGCUGGGUCCAAACCGCCCACCCGGGCAUCCACGUCGUCCCCUACUCUGACCAUUCUUCCUUCUCCGAGCUGUGGGACUUCGUGGUGGCGCUCCGGCCCUGCAGCGUGGUGCCCAUUGUGAAAGGGCAGCCCUGCCAGACGUACUUCCGGGAGUGCCUGAGCCCGGGUCUGCCCAGCCCCCAGAUUCCGGUGUCUGUGCAGCGCUACAUGAGGGUCCGCAGAACCCAGCGAGGCCAGAGCAUCCUCUAUUUGCCGAAGAGGACUCCCCAACGGGCGGCAGCACAGGGGGUGGUGUUUGAAUCCCCCGAGAAAAAGCAAACCCAGCUUCCUGAUUCUUGGACCAAAGGCCAGCCCUCCGAGCUGCCGUUGCACAACCCGGAUACCAGCGGCGCGGGCUGGGAUGGAGAGGAACGGUCAACGCUUUUCUGCCGGCAGACGGUGCCGGCUACGCAGGCCGCCUCCGUGGGGUUCGCGCUGCCAUCGCCCACUCCGGACAGUGGCGACGCCUUGGGCGGUUGGGGCCAUUCAGGACUCCGGGAGCGAGCCCUCCUCGUGCCCAGGUGGAGAGGCAGGAACAGCUUGACGACCCACGGGACUGAGGACAGUGAGCCGAGUGGAAAACCUCUGCCGGCGGGGACCAGCGGCAGCGUCAGUCGCCGGAAACUCCUGGUCACCCUCCCCCCGAGGCUGGCUCUGAAGUACCUCCUAACCCCCUUGAGCCUCCUGAACCAGAAGAACUCUGUGGAGAGCUUUGACCGGCGGGUGGAGAAAUCCCUCAGGAGGGUGAGGCAGGUGGGGCUGUCUGCUUCAGAUAGGCUCCUCGACGAUCGGUAA
Molecule: messenger RNA, 1608 nt
Organism: Tachyglossus aculeatus (Australian echidna)
Lineage: Eukaryota; Metazoa; Chordata; Mammalia; Monotremata; Tachyglossidae
Gene: DCLRE1B
Product: DNA cross-link repair 1B
Exons: 4
Coding region: 1-1608 (535 amino acids)
Biological process (GO): protection from non-homologous end joining at telomere; interstrand cross-link repair; double-strand break repair via nonhomologous end joining
Molecular function (GO): damaged DNA binding; 5'-3' DNA exonuclease activity
Source: RefSeq, a predicted model, not a curated record